This is a messenger RNA of Oxyura jamaicensis (ruddy duck), 4682 nucleotides long. It is a transcript of the gene CREBL2, whose product is annotated as cAMP responsive element binding protein like 2. The record is from RefSeq and is a predicted model, not a curated record. The transcript has 4 exons. Gene Ontology annotation, biological process: regulation of DNA-templated transcription. Gene Ontology annotation, cellular component: nucleus. Bases 132 to 494 code for a protein of 120 amino acids. Gene Ontology annotation, molecular function: DNA-binding transcription factor activity. Lineage: Eukaryota; Metazoa; Chordata; Aves; Anseriformes; Anatidae.
AAGACUACUUCUCCCAGUGCGCACCGCGCGGCGGGCGGCUGUAAACAAACAGCGCGGAGGGCUGUGGCGCCUGGGGGCCGCGCUGGGGAGUGCUGAGUGCCGGGGCCCCACCGCGGGGGCCGGGGGCACCCAUGGACGACAGCAAGGUUGUUGGAGGCAAAGUAAAGAAGCCAGGCAAGCGAGGUCGUAAACCAGCAAAAAUAGACUUGAAGGCAAAACUUGAAAGAAGUCGUCAGAGUGCAAGAGAGUGCAGAGCCAGGAAAAAGCUGAGGUACCAGUACCUGGAAGAGCUGGUUUCAAGCCGAGAGCGAGCCAUCUGUGCUCUCAGAGAAGAACUCGAAAUGUACAAGCAGUGGUGCAUGGCAAUGGACCAAGGGAAAAUCCCCUCUGAAAUAAAAGCCCUUCUAACUGGAGAGGAGCAGGGCAAAGCACAGCAGAACUCAACCAAACUUGCCAAGGCUGGGAAGACAGAAGCAAACAGCAGCAAUCCCUGAGCUGAAUGCAGAACCUUCCACACUGCAGCAGAGAUAACUUGGUAGCUAGCAGAAGAAUGCUGUUAUCAGAGAAGUGGAUGCAUCCCUGGGUCCAGGGGGAAGGAUGCCAAUCUGCUGUCUUCUCUUUGCUCCUCCCCACAUGAAACUCUUUGCUUGUGAUGUUCAUAAACUUGCAUGGAGUGGGGCUUCUGGGGUAAUAGGUGUUUCUGUAAGCGAAGCCUUGUUCUUCCUUUCUCUACACCUCCCUCCCCAAAUACAGCUAUGCAGCUUUUGGACAUUCCCAGUAAGAGAUGAGGGCUGCCUUUGUAUUAGAGGUAUGAGCCCAGAAUUAGACUGGCCUUGUGGUCAGUAGUUAUGUGGUUGGUAACCAUUGUGGGAGAGUGAGAGAUUCUGUAACAUAAAAGCAAGAGGAGGAUCCCAUAACAGCUUUGCUAAAGCUAAAUGGAAUAUUAUAGGUCAAGGAAAAGGGGCCUCAUCAAAAGCUUCCAGUAAGAAGAUAAAUAAUAAUGUUACUUGCAACCUAGGUAAAGGUGUUGCUUUCAGCAUCCAUUUAUAAUGCAGCAUGUAUUUUAUGUUAUUGGUGCUCUUGAAGAGGUACUAUGUAUAUGUCCAUACUUCUUACCCUCAGUAAGAUGGUCAGAACAUCUCCCUACACCCUGCUUCUAGCAGUGGAAUAACCGUCACCUAUUCCCACCUGUCAAGCGCUGCUAUUUUUCUGUAUCUACCUAUAGUUUGGGCCCAUGUAUCUUCCUGGGCUGCAAUGUGAUAUGAACUCGGCUGUGCUAGCCUAAUUUCCCAGCUGAAGAUAAUGCCAAGAACUGUUAGCAAGGAAAACAAGUUGCUUCUGCUGGUCUCACCACGAGAGAGACGAUGGCAAAAGUCUUGUGGGCUGGUUCAGGGCACUGACAGAUAACCUGCCACUUUAUUUAUAGUGCACUUUCUUCUGUACAUGCUUUUUGUGUGUGUAUGAUGAAAUGUGGAGAGUGGAGCUCUCAGUUUUUUCAGUGGGGCUUUUGCUUUGCUUAUUCUGUUUGUGACUGUCUUUCUCUGAAUUUUAUGAGAUGCAUGGAAUGUUUUUUAAUCUUAUGUUUUCUUUGUUUCAUAGAAUAAAUAUUAUAAUGAAUGACUUGCUAGACUGAAUGUUGCAUUCUUUUUGUUAAAGUAGUUGUCUGUUUAGAAUUAUCUUAAUUUAGGAUUAGUCAAAAUGACUGAAAAUAAUAAAGUGCCAUAUUUCAGUUUACAGCACACAGUUGUUUUCUGAAUUCCAUUCUGAGAUCUCAUAUUAAUCCUUAAAGCAUGGUUUUCAGUAUACUUUAGAUCUUCCACACAUGUGCUUAGUUAGCAAUUGCCAGAAGUGUUGCAUAGACAGAGAAAACUGUUUUGAAAGGUUAAGUAACACGGAAGCAGAGAUGGGGAGGAUGAGGUAUGGUUAUUUUUUUCAACCCCCCUUUUUUAAGCUCUGAACUGCAGUUAGUUCUAGAAGACAGCAACAAGGCCAACCCGUAAGUUGAAUGCUUGCCUGUCCCCUUUUUCUGUUCUCUGGAGGAAAGCGUAGUAGGCCAGAUGUCCAGAGCUAUAUUCUGUGAACCUUGCAGUUGGAGUUUGUAACAUGAACGUGCCAGAGGUUUAGUGUGGUUGUUUUGGAUUAGAAUUAGACUUACACAGUACCUCUGAUUUUGUAUAUAAGGUAUGUGUUAUACAUAAACAUACUUCUAAGUAUCUGCCCGAAUGAGGGAUGUAGAAAACUUUCAGAGGAGUUAUGAUACUCAUGACAGGAACAGUUUCAGUCUGUGAUAAAUGCAGCACUGAUGUCAUAAUAAAUAUCAUGCUUUCUCUCUUCCUUCCAGUCUUUUUGUUUCACCUUCUCUGAUACUAUAAAAGAAAUUUCUUGGGUAGUUUUCUUUUAUGGAGGAAAUGGGGAGCUGGAAUUUUCAGAUGUGAUGAGUAACAGUUUUCAUCUGUUUCACAUCCUAGUGGCUUCUGCUUCUGGGCUUAGCCACUAGUUGGCAUUGCAGGGUUGUGUUGGGCAAGCUCUAUGGCACACUUAGUGGCAUCUGUGUUCAAGCAGGUUUUUUGUGCAUCGUGCAGAUGGGACAGGAGGCAUACUACAGCCUGCGUCAUCUUAAACUGCUUACUUGUUUGUCCCGCAAGCCGAAAUAUGCAUGACACAAAGUUAGUGGCUCUAACUGUAGUCUUCCAAUCUGCCCUGGAUGCCGUAAUUCUUAACGAUCUGUAGGAUUCCCAGCAAGAAUCAGUACAUAAAGUUUAAUGCCUUCUGCCACGUGGCAGAUUGUGCAACAUUAUGAAUGUUCUGGCCUUGGUGGAUCUGCAGCAGUCCUUUGUUUUGCAGUUUGAACUUCAGUAGUUCUCCUUUAAAGCUAACAAAUAAUUGUGGUUCUCAGUUGCUACUGUAUGCUUGCAGUCUUCAUCCACUCUGUAGUGUCUCCUAGAAGUGAUACAGCCAGGUCCUCUGACUAGGAGUCUCAUAUUGUACUUAAAUAACAGAGGAUGACUUGGUCUUACCCUCUAUGUGUAAGAUGAGUACAGCCUUCCAUCCAUUUCUCCUGCAGUGAGUCUGUGCAGCUGAUUUUCUCUCAAACAAUGAAAAAAGGAAACAAACCUGGAAAUGCCUCACUUUCCCUCUUGUCAUGGAAAUCUAAUGGUCAGCUAGAACCAUUUGUCCAGCUGAAGGUGGGUAUCUCUUGGAGACUCUGUCCACAGUUGUCCAAAAAUAGUGUGUGUAGUAUUUAGUGGUUAUAACAAUGACUCUGUUACAGUAAGAUGUAGUAAGACUGAGCUAGAUGUUGAUGGUGUAAGCACUCUACACUUGCACUAAUGCUUUUGGAGAUCUUAGCCUAAGAACUGGUACCAGGUAGUGGAAACUUGGUAAGAAAAAGAUGUAGUAAAUUUUGUCUUUUUUUAAAAAAAAAUCCCAAAAAUACACUUGUAACAAAGAAUCUUGAAAAGUGAAGUGGAUACAUUUAAUGUAGCAUGUCACGUAACUGAGAACAUUUUGCCUAAUUAUAUUACAUUUUUUUUAGAAACCAUCAAUCACAAUCUGCUUUCAUAAUCUGAUAAGGAGUGUUUUCGAAAGAAUCUGUAUUCCAAUAAGGGCCAGAGGUGGGAUAUGCUUCUGUUUUUUGUUGUUGUUUUGGGAUGAUUUUUUUUGUUUAAUAUAUUUUGAAAAGCUUUUAACUUUUUUUUGACAGCUGGAACCACGACUAGCUUUGGGAGGGUUCCUGUGAUUGACUUUUUUUUUAAUUUUGCAUUUUAGGGUGAAGAUUAAUGUACAUCAAUAACUAAUCUAGUUCUUCGUGGCAUCCAGUGAAGAGACAGAGAAAACUUGGCAUUGUAGUUCAAUUUGUUGCUUUCCAAGAAAUGAUGAUCUCCUUUAUUAGCUGUAAGAUUGCUGCUAAUAUAUAAGGAUCAAAUGUUUUGGGCUAGUCUAAAAGUGCAGAGAGAUCAAGAAAAGCUGAAAUAAGAUCCUUUUUUCUCAUUAUGCUUCAGUGUUACAGCAUGAGUGAUAGAGGAUCAGUUCACGUAGAAACCCCUGUUGUAGGUAAGGAAGAUAAAACACCAGCUUGUGACUUUCCUGAUGUUAGUGCCAUUGAGCAUUUACAGCGCCUCAGUUGACGAGGCAUUGGCACAGGCUGCUCAGAGAAGUUGUGGAUGCCCUGUCCCUGGAGGUGUUCAAGGCCAGCUUGGUUGGGGCUUUGGGCAACCUAUUCUAGUGGGAGGUGUCCCUGCCCAUGGCAGGGGGGUUGGAACUAGAUGUUCUUUAAGGCCCCUUCCAACCCAAAACAUUCUGUGAUUAAUUUCACUGUAAGUUACAUGCAUAGCUGAAUUUCUUGUACAAAUUUGUGCAUUUGUAUUAGAAAACAGAAGCUUCCAGUUUGCUGUAAAAUUUGCAGUAUCUCAUACUGAAUAGUGUGCCACUAGACUACGAUUGAUGCUGUAUUUAUGGAAUGUAUAGAUUUGUAUAUGUAGAUAUAUAGGAAUCUGUACUGUCAGUUAGAAAUUGCUUAAUGGAAUAGUUAUAUCAAGGCUGUUCCUUAGCUUAAUUGCUAUAUUAUUUAUAUCAUUGUUUGUGUUUUUCCUUACUCACUUUAAGUUGUAACUAGAAAAUGCUGUCAUUCAUCAGCUAAUGAUGUUCAGCAAUGCUUCAUUAAAACAAACCCAACAACUGGC